AUGGUUGCUGUCAGUUCCGUGGCUGAGGUACAGUCUGUGACCCUGAAGAUCGUCAUAAAAUCUGCCAACUAUGUAAAAGAAGUGUAUCUUUGGAGGACAUUGUGGAGAUAUCCAGCUCGGAUCUGUUGUGGGUGCGGCGGUAGAUACCGCGGUGAGAUAGCAGUCCAGAUCGGGUUGUGCCAGGAUAUGAACACUAUCAGCAAGAACAAGAGAGGUACUAUUUCAUGA
This is a messenger RNA of Nezara viridula (southern green stink bug), 228 nucleotides long. The record is from the annotation of a GenBank genome assembly. NCBI's taxonomy places the organism in Eukaryota, Metazoa, Arthropoda, Insecta, Hemiptera, Pentatomidae.